Solea solea (common sole) is the source of this 1399-nucleotide messenger RNA. RefSeq names its product cyclin C (gene ccnc). Gene Ontology annotation, cellular component: mediator complex; nucleus. The coding region runs from base 112 to 912 and encodes 266 amino acids. Gene Ontology annotation, biological process: positive regulation of transcription by RNA polymerase II. The transcript is spliced from 12 exons. Lineage: Eukaryota; Metazoa; Chordata; Actinopteri; Pleuronectiformes; Soleidae. The record is from RefSeq and is a predicted model, not a curated record. Gene Ontology annotation, molecular function: cyclin-dependent protein serine/threonine kinase regulator activity.
ACGGUGUUUGGUGUAACCCCAGCGUCUGCUUACUUUUCCUGUGGUAUUCUUUUCUUUAUAGGAAAUACAUACGUGGUUUUUAUUGUACUCCUCUACCUCUCCUGCUACGACAUGGCAGGGAACUUCUGGCAAAGUUCGCAUUAUUUACAGUGGGUGUUGGAUAAACAGGACUUGAUGAAAGAGCGGCAGAAAGACCUGAAGUUUCUUACAGAAGAGGAGUACUGGAAGCUUCAGAUCUUCUUUGCCAAUGUGAUCCAGGCUUUAGGGGAACAUCUGAAGCUGCGGCAGCAGGUCAUUGCUACUGCAACUGUCUAUUUCAAGCGUUUCUAUGCCAGGUAUUCCCUAAAAAGUAUAGACCCUGUGCUCAUGGCACCGACUUGUGUUUUUCUAGCUUCCAAAGUUGAGGAAUUUGGAGUUGUAUCCAAUACUAGGCUGAUUUCUGCAGCAACAUCUGUGUUAAAGACCAGGUUUUCCUACGCCUUCCCAAAGGAGUUCCCUUACAGAAUGAAUCAUAUAUUAGAAUGUGAGUUCUACCUUCUGGAGUUGAUGGACUGCUGCCUGAUCGUGUACCACCCCUACAGACCACUGCUGCAGUAUGUCCAGGACAUGGGACAGGAGGACAUGCUGCUGCCCUUGGCCUGGCGAAUAGUGAAUGACACAUACAGGACAGAUCUGUGUCUGCUCUACCCUCCCUUCAUGAUCGCCCUGGCCUGUCUGCAUGUUGCCUGUGUGGUCCAGCAGAAAGAUGCCAGGCAGUGGUUUGCUGAGCUCUCCGUUGACAUGGACAAAAUCCUGGAGAUUAUCCGUGUGAUUCUGAAACUUUACGACCAGUGGAAAAACUUUGAUGACAGGAAGGAAAUAGCUGCUGUGCUUAAUAAGAUGCCUAAGCCCAAACCUCCUCCUAAUAGUUAACAUCACUUUGUCUGCAGAGAAAUGACAGACAGUUUCCUCCUUUCUCUCCUUCUGUCCUGUGUUUAGUGAAAGUGACCAGAGCUCCAACGGGAACCAAAGCAACUCUUAUAACCAGUCUUAGCAGGCUGUCUCCGCCUCCAUGGGCACCCAUAGUUUUGAUGUAGAUAGGGUCGGUCCUUUCAUCUGCAAUUGACGCUCCACACUGUCUCAGCCAUGUCUUCACUUUCUCCUUUUUUUUUCUUCUGAUCGGCGUGGGUUCACGGUUUGACCAAGCAGCAGAUGAAGCGCUUGUAGUGAACCGCCACAAUCUGUGACAGCCACAUUCCUCUUCACUUUCAGACUUGAAAUGAACUCAAACUGAUGAAGGUUUACCAGAACUGUUGGUAAAGGGAACGUGUGACGAUCCUGACAUCCUUGAACCGCCCAGAAGAGCGAGUCAUAAAAUGCGGAGCUCCCUGGGAUUUGAGAAAAAAAAAAAAAAAUCAAA